Arabidopsis thaliana (thale cress) is the source of this 1606-nucleotide messenger RNA. Its product is annotated as Protein kinase superfamily protein. Bases 299 to 1498 code for a protein of 399 amino acids. The record is from RefSeq and is marked reviewed. Lineage: Eukaryota; Viridiplantae; Streptophyta; Magnoliopsida; Brassicales; Brassicaceae. Gene Ontology annotation, molecular function: nucleotide binding; protein serine/threonine kinase activity; kinase activity. The transcript is spliced from 5 exons.
CGGAAACUCUUUUCUCCAAGUUCUCUCUAAUUAUAGUUUUUCCAAAUUUUUACAAUUCCAACCCCUUUCUCUCUAAUCUCUCUUCCAAACCUCUGCAUCGCUUUCAAAUCCAAAUACAUUUUGACUCUUUUCACCACUCUCGUUUCCACGUUCUUCCUUUUCACCAGAGGAAGAAUGUCGAUGACAGAGCCGGUGUGGAAGAUCAAUCCAUAGCCAUUUUAAUACUCUGUUUUAUUUCUUCCAUUAAUUGUAUCUAGGGUUUUGGUUUUUGGAUGAUUACAUCUUUGUAUAGGAUUAAAUGGGGAAUUGCUUUGAAUCUUGUUCGAAGAGAAAUGAUAAUGAGGACGAUAAUCUUGACUCCUCAGUGAACUCGAAACCCUUUUCACGAGCUAAUAGUGAUACUGGAAGAAGCUCGAAUCUGUCAUAUCCAUGGAGUUUAAAACCUCUCAUUACAAGAAAAUGUGAAGCUAUCAGUGCUCUACCUCCACCGCACAAAGAAGGAGACAUAAUGCAUUCUCAAUAUUUGAAGUCCUUUACCUUAGAUGAGCUAAAGAAUGCUACAGGAAACUUCUGUCCAGAGAGUCUAAUUGGAGAAGGAGGGUUCGGGUUUGUUCACAAAGGCUGUAUUAAUGGUGGACCUGGAAUCGAACUCGCGGUUGCUGUAAAGAAGCUUAAAACCGAAGGGCUUCAGGGACAUAAGGAGUGGCUGAGGGAAGUGAAUUAUCUUGGAAGAUUGCAUCAUCCGAAUCUAGUGAAACUGAUUGGUUACUCCUUGGAAAACGAACACCGCCUUUUGGUUUACGAGCAUUUGCCUAAUGGUAGUCUUGAGAAUCAUUUGUUUGAAAGGAGUUCCAGUGUGCUUUCUUGGUCACUGCGUAUGAAAGUCGCGAUUGGUGCUGCUCGAGGGCUAUGUUUUUUGCAUGAAGCUAAUGACCAAGUCAUUUACAGAGACUUCAAAGCAGCAAAUAUCCUUCUCGAUUCAGGAUUCAACGCCAAACUCUCAGACUUUGGAUUGGCCAAAGAAGGUCCAAAAGAUAACCGUUCACAUGUGACAACAGAAGUCAUGGGUACAGAAGGUUACGCAGCUCCAGAGUAUCUAGCAACAGGUCAUCUAACAACGAAAUGUGAUGUCUACAGCUUCGGUGUAGUGUUGCUAGAGAUUCUCUCUGGGCGUCGAGUCAUAGACAAAUCCAAAUCACGGGAAGAAGAAAACCUAGUGGAUUGGGCAACACCUUACUUGCGAGACAAGCGAAAAGUGUUUAGGAUAAUGGACACAAAGCUUGUGGGUCAAUACCCUCAGAAAGCAGCGUUUAUGAUGUCUUUCUUGGCUUUACAAUGUAUCGGAGAUGUUAAGGUUAGACCAUCGAUGCUUGAGGUCGUAUCUCUUCUUGAGAAAGUUCCAAUUCCAAGACAUAGAAAGAGUAGAAGCAAAGGUUUUGCUUGUACUAACUCUGCUUCUAUGCCUUCAAAACGGUUUCUCAGACAUCCUAAGGACUAAAAAAAUCUUUGGCUUUUUGGAUCGUUCUUUUGUGGAAAUGGAAUAUAAAACUUUUUUGUUACUUCAUUAAUAACUUAUGAUUAAUUAUGAGAAAUGGAAAUUAAAGAU